Molecule: messenger RNA, 5207 nt
Organism: Macrobrachium nipponense
Lineage: Eukaryota; Metazoa; Arthropoda; Malacostraca; Decapoda; Palaemonidae
Gene: yki
Product: transcriptional coactivator YAP1-like
Exons: 6
Coding region: 106-1725 (539 amino acids)
Biological process (GO): positive regulation of transcription by RNA polymerase II; hippo signaling
Cellular component (GO): nucleus; cytoplasm
Molecular function (GO): protein binding; transcription coactivator activity
Source: RefSeq, a predicted model, not a curated record
CAAUUCCUGCGAUCUCAGUUCUCGGGGAGGCGCCGGAGGGAGAGGUGUAAGUAAUGUUGUGUGGCUCGUCGUGAAACGGUGAGUGUGAAUAACAACUAAGCCAAUAUGGCAAGCCCGAACAACGAGGAAUCCCUCUCUAUGGAGCAAAGGGGUAGCCAGGUGGUGCAUGUGCGUGCUGACAGCGAUAGCGAGUUGCAAGCACUGUUUGAGGUGGUACUUAAACCAUCUAGCCAAGUGCCCCUGCAGAAGCCCUUCAAGAUGCGUAACUUGCCCGCCUCCUUCUUCACGCCCCCAGCCCACCGACAGUCCCCUGCGCCCACCGUCACCCACUCUCGGGAGGGGUCGGCGGACUCUACGUUCGGCGGGGGCGGUGUGGGCGGAGGUAGUGGUGGUGGUGGUGGUGGGUUUAGAGUUUCAGGGGCCAUGUCUCCUAAUCAACAAGGUUCACAGCAUAUUCGUCAUCAUUCUUCACCAGCAUCUCUGCAACAAACUUUUGCUGUUGCACAGCAGCAACAACAGCAAGUGGCUCACCUCAAGCAGCAGAGCUACGACCAGUCCGACGAUCUGGGCAAUCUUCCCCCAGGGUGGGAGCAGGCUAGAACUUCCCAGGGACAAAUCUACUACCUCAACCACCUGACGCAGUCGACGACGUGGGAAGAUCCUCGUAAGACCCUGUUGAAGCAGCGGCAGCGUCAGCAGGCACAACAGCACCAGCAGGCCCCUCCUCCCCAUGUCGCCGUUUCACAGGCCCCGCCGGCCCCUGCCGGUCCGCCACAGCCGCCUCCCGCACCCCAGGGAGGAUCUACUCAAGCGACGGUGCCGGGGCUCGUCAAUGGCAACCUGGGGCCCUUGCCUGACGGGUGGGAGCAGGCCGUGACUCCUGAGGGAGAAGUCUACUUCAUCAAUCAUGAAGACAAGUCCACUUCGUGGUUCGACCCCAGGCUACCUCGCCGCCUCCAAUCCACUGCCUUAUUAAAUGGCGUCCAACCGCCACAACAUUCACAAGCUGGGUCACAAAGCAGUGGAAGUCAACCCACUCCUAGCCAGGCUUCACAGCAAGUGAGCCAUCAGCUUCCCCCAUUGGCACCCACUGUGAGCUCUUCUGCAGCAGCCCUUCAGGCCAGACAACUUAGACUCCAGCGUCUCCAGGUGGAGCACGAGAGACUUAGGCUCAGGCAGCAAGAAGUUAUUAAAACGGAACAGUCAUUGCGGAUGAGUCUACGGGAGGAGGCUGGUCAACAGCAGUUGCAGCAGACAGCACAAAACACACAGCAGCAGUCGACUCCUACUUCACAGCAACAGCCACAGCAGGCACAAGGUAGUGACCUGGUGUUGAACAAUGCUGCACUGACUUUAACUUCGGCUCCUCAGCCUGUGGCCCCUGUUACCACGUCUGUGACGACUGCUGCCGACCCCUUCAUCGCCACCACUGACUUCCAUUCCCGACAGGAGUCGGCAGAUAGUGGACUAGGCCUAGGGACCAACUACUCCCUCCCUCACACCCCAGAAGAUUUUCUAGCAUCUAUGGAGGAUGUUGAGAUCACACCAUCAGAUGCAGAGAUGAAGACUUCCCCAGCUAACAAUAUACUAGAGGCACCAGAGCUUGAAUCCAUGGACUCUGAAGACCUUGUUCCAACAAUACAGCUAAAUGAUGAGUUAUCUACAGACUUCUUAAAUGACAUGUUGGAGACGUCUAAGAUGGACAAUAUUCACACGUGGCUUUAAGUAAUGAAAUGUGAAUUGGGUGGAAAAAUGAGCUUAUUAUAAAUUCUAGUGAAGAGACAUUUGCCUGCGUAAAUAUUGUACUGACUACAUGAAACUUCAUUUAAUGAGUCAAGUUUGGUUUCUUGGUUUCUAGUUAAGAAAUGUACUGCAUUUCAAUAAGGCUAAAGGUAUUUCAUUGUCUAUGUGGGUAGACAAAAAAUACCCUUACUUUAUAAACAAACCUUAGAAGAAAUGCAGGUAUACUCAACUUAGUAAAUCAGUUGCAAAAUUGACUUGUUUGUAAAGAAAUCCAUAUUUUGUAAAAUGUGAAAGUGCAAAAUUGUUUUCAUGAACUGGAAUAUGAUUUCUUGGAGGAUUCAAUGGAAAGUGAAAGUGAUGUGUGAAAAUCCAUUGGAUUUGCUUUUUUCUUUAUAAAGGUUGGAUGUUUAAAAAUUCGAUGAAUGAGAGUUUUGCAAUAUACCAGGUAGUGGAUUCUGCACAAUGGUCUUCACUAGUAAAAAAAUAUAUAUACAUAUAUUAUAUAUAAAAGUUAUAAUAAAAGUGCACUGAAGCCUUAUAGUGAUUAAGGGGAAGUUUCAGCAAAAGACUGUUCAACACUUUAUUGAUUGUGGCUUCCCAAUACAUAUCUUGGGAUGCCCUGUUUUCUGUAUGUGAUGGUUUAGUGCCUACUGACUAUAGUUGUACUCUGACUUGAGUGGAGAGUUCUUAACUAAUGAAAUCUCCUGUUAUAGGAAAUAAGUUAUGUUUAGUGAUGUCCUCCAGAAGUGCAUCACACACGCAUUUAGGAUGAUGUCUUUUACUCGGAGGUUUAUCUUACACCUCUGUCCUCUCCAUACAUUAGUGAUUACAACCAAUUGUACCGUCCAAUUCUGCCUUCAUCAGUGAAAUAUUUCCCGUCUUGAUCUUGUUACAGUAUGUAUUUAUUGAUGAUCAAUUUUCAUGUAAAUAGUUGGAAGUUAUUGUAUAUCGUAAUUAAAAAAGUUACACUAGAAAGGCAUUAAUUUUUUAUUUCUUAAUUGACAGAGGCAGCUGUUCUCAAAGUGAAUGUUAAUUACUACCCCAUACAGUGUGGGGAGUCUUUUGAUCCUUGUUUGAAUGCACUCAGUGCUCCUUUUUAUUUGCGACACAGUGGAGCAUUCUGUUGUUUGCAUUUUAUUUGUUGAAUUAUUUUCAUUAUGUUGGCUGUUAUGCUCCAUUACAUCUGUGGCUACCCUAGUUCCUGUUGAGUGAUCAAUAUGAAGCAAAGGUUGAGCUUUGGCCUCUAAGGCUUAGUUGUUAACUCUGUGCAUAUAUAAAGAGGCCACAGUACACUUGUUUCAUAGUUCAUCUUCCAUUAUUGUGAUAGCAAAUGCACAGUCGUUACUGUAGGAUGAUAAUUUGUAAACCAUAAAUAUGCAUGUAAUAUAUACAGUUAAGUUUGAAAUAACUGUGUUCAUUUGCAAAGGAUUAUUAAAUAUAAUACAUAAUACAAUACGUAUAGCCAUUGUUUAUAAGUCUGUAAGAGUACAGUACAAUGAGAAUUACUUAGGGCUGAAAGUCUAAACUCAUAGUGCAGUACAGUACUGCAGUUUUAUAAAUUCUAAAUCAAACAAGAUGAUGGAUAAGGUGGACGGCUUUAAGUGUGAUUUUAAAAUUUGAUUUUAUUUCAUUUUUAUUUUAUGUCAAAAUGUAUUCUGGAAAAAAUAGGUAUUCACUAUAAGAUUAUUAUGUGCCUUACAAAUGAAAAGUGUCUUAAAAUAUGGAAGGCAAUUCUAAGUAACAGUACCAGGAACCAAGGUGAUAGCCAGUGAGUUAUCUAGCCUUAGUGAACAAUGAAUGUACUUAAAUAACAACAUUAAAGCUAGGUAAAUGAGUCCUUUAAGCAACAAUACUUCACCAAACUUGAUGUACCUGUGGGUGAUUUUUCAAUGUAAUUAGCAGGUGCAUGGAUUCGUCCCCUUGCUAUGGAUGCCAGCUGGUACAAAGGAUAAACAAAAGAUGUUUUAAUGUGGAAAUGAUUUCCUCGGGGACACGCUCUGUAUCCUGAGAGAUACCCUGGUCAUAUCAACAGUAUUUCAGAUCCCCACAUCCAUCUACAGUCUGCUCAAGUGAUUUAUUGGAUGUUCCAAGUGCCUUUGUCUGCAGCUGUUUAGUGACCAUCUCUUGCUUCUUCCUGGGCAGUAUGGCUUGUCAAAGGUCUUGAGCCCAGGUUGUAUGAGCAUUAGCUAGGCCAUUGUUGCCUGACCUAGGUCUUUAAAAAGAGGUCACUUUGGCAGCUCCCAGGCCACAAGUUGAAUGUGGCAAUAGGUUUAAGAUUCAUGUUAAAUAUUAAGUGAACAAACACUGAGAGUGCAUUUUCACACUUAGUGUUUGUUCUUAUAUUAUCAAUAAUAAUGUUAUUAUUACUACUAUUGCUCCAGUAGACAUGAAUUUUUAUUAUAUCAGGAAAUGUACAUGUUAAUUUUUUUAUGUUAAUAGUAUGGUGUCUUUUGUGAUAUACUACAUCUAGCAUGCAAUGUUUUUUAGUUUGUCUUAUAGUGGCCAUAUUUGUUAGUUUUACAUUGUGUAGUUAGACUCAGCAGCAAGGCUCUUUGUUUUUUCAAUCUUUUUAAUGUGGUGAAGGGUUCCUAGUGUAGAAUAAUUAAAAUAUGGAUUUCCAAUAUUCAUAAAGUUUCGUAGAGGAAGCAUUCAGUGGUAAAGUUUUAUACUAAUAGAUUUAAGAAAUGCUCCCAAGAUUAAUACUUGAGAGUUGUCUUGGGCUGUCCUUCCCAAUCUUUCUUGCACAAGUUUAUGAAGUUCAGUUAACCCUACAUACCUCAGAAUAGUAAUGCUAUUAUAUUAGUACAAUGGAAAAAGUAAGGAAAAAAGUUCAUCAUUUCUACAAAAAAUUACUGCUAUAGUUUAUGAUAAUGUUGCAUUGCUGUUUUUUUGAGGUCUUGUCUUUCCAUGAUCCAGGGGUUAGUAAUUUCAUAGACUAUAAUCAAUGUUGCCUUGCUUUAUAAGGUUCUAUCUCAGUCCUAACAAUAUUUUUUCACUGUAUAGUUUAUGUGGGACUGGAAUGGGAGUAACCCAUGAAAUUGGAUAGAAGCUAAGCAGUGUCUUUUGAAAUAUGUGAGAUUGGGUUACCAUUGCUAGCUGGUCACCCUUUCUUUGUCAUGUCGUAUCAGCACACCAUGUACAUCUAUCCUCUUGCUAGAAAUGGUUUAACCUAAUCCUCAGAAAUGGACAUUGCUUGCUUCAAUCCUGAACUAUGGUAUUAGCUUAUAGCUCACAUUGAAUGGUUCACUGCCACUUGCAGCAAAAGGGGGAGCCGAUGAUUUCUCUUGACAGUACUCAUAAUCCCUUAACAAUGAUUAGUUUCUUUUCACCAAUAAACUGCUCUCACUUUUGCUGUAUUUGCAUGUGUUCCUUUAGUGCUUUUAUGCAGAUGGGGAAUGAAGAACCCCAUGAAAUUAAGUGUAUGCUGAAGCAAAUGUAAAUAAAUUUUAUCUUUAAAUGAUAAA